AUGGCCACGAGAGCUCCAAUGGUUCAAUCGCCAGCUGCGGCAGCCGCAGUUGCCGCCUCAACCGGCGGUAACCAGAACAACUCGUCCUCAAACUCGGGAUCCCAGACUCAGAUUGUCGGAUUGCAUUACAAAAUUGGCAAGAAGAUAGGCGAGGGGUCUUUUGGUGUGAUUUUCGAAGGAUCCAACAUGAUAAACGGAGUUCCAGUUGCCAUCAAGUUUGAACCGAGAAAGACAGAGGCGCCUCAGCUCCGCGAUGAAUACAGGACUUACAAGCACCUGGCUGGAUCUGAGGGAGUGCCCAACGCCUACUAUUUUGGCCAAGAGGGACUGCACAAUAUCUUAGUUAUCGACCUUUUGGGCCCUUCUCUGGAGGACUUGUUUGAUUGGUGUGGACGCCGGUUCUCGGUGAAGACCGUUGUGCAGGUUGCGGUUCAAAUGCUCACGCUAAUCGAGAACGUUCACAGCCACGACCUGAUCUACCGUGAUAUCAAGCCGGACAACUUUCUGAUUGGUCGUCCAGGUUUGCCAGACGAAAACAACGUGCACCUCGUGGACUUUGGCAUGGCCAAAUACUACAGAGACCCACGCACCAAGCAGCACAUUCCUUAUCGCGAGAAGAAAUCGCUGAGUGGAACGGCGAGAUAUAUGUCCGUUAAUACACAUCUGGGAAGAGAACAGAGCAGAAGAGACGAUCUCGAAGCCCUAGGCCAUGUGUUCUUCUACUUCCUGAGAGGCCAAUUGCCAUGGCAAGGAUUGAAAGCGCCCACCAACAAGCAAAAGUACGAGAAAAUUGGCGAGAAGAAGAGCACCACUCCGGUGUACGAUUUGUGUAUGGGGCUUCCUAAGCAGUUUGCGCUUUACCUUGAAUCCGUGAGAAAUUUGCCAUUCGAGGCAGAGCCGGAUUACCAGGGCUAUAGAAACCUGCUUCUUUCUGUUCUUGAUGACAUAAAUGACCGUGCAGACGGGCAGUAUGACUGGAUGAGACUGAACAACGGCCGAGGAUGGGACGCUGCGAUAAACAAGAAGCCCAACUUGCAUGGAUACGGUCAUCCAAACCCACCAGGCGAUAGACACCGUCACGGGCAGCAGCGCAGGUCCAGACAGCCUCAACAGUCACAGCCUCAGCAGUCGAGCACUCCGCAGAACCAGCUCUCCCUGCAACAGAACCACGGUUUGAACAUGAACAACAUCCACCAGUCACAGUCGGCACUGAAUGGAAGCGCCUUGUUGCACCAGCAGCAGGACUCGAACAACAGACCGUUGCCCAACUUGCCUGGCAACUCGAACUAUCUCAAGCAAUCAAAUGCUCAACAGCCACAAGCUUUGAACGAUCCGUUGGUUUCGGGUAACCGCAACAGGCCUGCUCAGGACGGCGAGUCGAAUGGGUCUAAUAAGGGAUUUUUCUCGAAGCUGAUGUGUUGUUCGUGA
Kuraishia capsulata CBS 1993 is the source of this 1428-nucleotide messenger RNA. RefSeq lists its product as uncharacterized. Bases 1 to 1428 code for a protein of 475 amino acids. Gene Ontology annotation, biological process: signal transduction; peptidyl-serine phosphorylation; endocytosis. Gene Ontology annotation, cellular component: cytoplasm; nucleus. The transcript has a single exon. Gene Ontology annotation, molecular function: protein serine/threonine kinase activity; ATP binding. The record is from RefSeq and is a predicted model, not a curated record. Lineage: Eukaryota; Fungi; Ascomycota; Pichiomycetes; Pichiales; Pichiaceae.